AUGGCACAAGUCCAGGGCCACUGCGACCCGCGGUUCGCCAAGCUCAAGGCUCUAUUCGAGAAGAAGAUCGCCAACGACGAGGAGCUGGGGGCCUGCAUGGCGCUCAACAUCGGCGGCCAGACGGUGGUCGACAUGUGGGGAGGCUGGUUCGACGAGGCCAAAACCAAGCCGUGGGAGACCGACACCAUCACCAACGUGUGGUCGUCGACCAAGACCAUCGCCACCUUCGCCUGCCUGCUGGCCCACGAGCGCGGCCAGUUGCACGUCGACGACCCCGUGGCCAAGUACUGGCCCGAGUUCGCGGCCAACGGCAAGGAGAAGGUUCUGGUGCGCCACCUCAUGUCGCACACAUCGGGCGUCUCGGGCUGGGAGCAGAAGAUGACGGCCGAAGAUAUCAGCGACGUGCCUCGCGCCACCGCCCUGCUGGCCGAGCAGGCCCCCUGGUGGGAGCCCGGCACCGCCAGCGGCUACCACUCGGCCUCCAUGGGUCACCUGCUGGGCGAGGUGAUCCGGCGCGCCACGGGCAAGCCCAUGAAGCAGUUCGUGGCCGACGAGAUCGCGGGCCCCGUGGGUGCAGACCUGCAGAUCGGUGCGAAGGAGGAGGACUGGCCGCGCGUGUCGCCGAUCAUCCCGCCGCCCCCUUUGCCCUUCGACUUGUCCAAGAUGGACCCCAACAGCCCGGUGGUCAAGACCUUUGGCAACCCGCCCAUGGACGCCCGGGUGGCGUUGGAGCCACACUUCCGCCGCGCCGACAUGUCCGCCAUCAACGGCCACACCAAUGCGCGCGCCCUGAACCGCGUGCUCGCGGCCAUCCCCAACGGCGGCAGCGUCGACGGCAUCAAGUUCCUCUCACCAGAGACCAUCGAGCUGAUAUUCCGCGAGCAGUCCAACGGCACCGACCUAGUCAUCGGCAUGCCCAUCCGCUUCGGCAUCGGCUACGCAAUCGGGGGCGGCUGCACGGCCGAGACGCUGCCCUGGCUGCCGUCGGAGAAGAUGUGCUUCUGGGGCGGCUGGGGCGGCAGCCUGGAGAUCAUGGACUGUCACCGCAAUGUGACCUUUACCUAUGUCAUGAACAAGAUGGGCGAGGGCAUCAUGGGCAACAAUCGCUCCAAGGAGUACGUCGAGAUGGUGUGGAACAUCCUGAAGGAACAGGAAUAA
This is a messenger RNA of Fonsecaea erecta, 1158 nucleotides long. RefSeq lists its product as hypothetical. The record is from RefSeq and is a predicted model, not a curated record. The coding region runs from base 1 to 1158 and encodes 385 amino acids. Lineage: Eukaryota; Fungi; Ascomycota; Eurotiomycetes; Chaetothyriales; Herpotrichiellaceae. The transcript has a single exon.